Messenger RNA from Brassica oleracea var. oleracea, 525 nucleotides. Its product is annotated as glutathione S-transferase T3-like. The record is from RefSeq and is a predicted model, not a curated record. NCBI's taxonomy places the organism in Eukaryota, Viridiplantae, Streptophyta, Magnoliopsida, Brassicales, Brassicaceae. The transcript is spliced from 3 exons. Bases 1 to 525 code for a protein of 174 amino acids.
AUGGUAGCUAACGAGCAAAGAGCUGGUUCUGAAAUGAGAGAGUCAUCUCAUUGUAAGCAAAGGUGGCAGAAGAUAAAUGACCAAGUAAGCAAAUUUUGUGGGGCGUAUGAAGCAGCAACUAGAGAGAAAAGUAGCGGCCAUAAUGAGAACGAUGUUCUCAAACAUGCGCAUGAGAUCUUCUACAACAACCACAAAAAGAAGUUGACUCUUGAGCACGCAUGGAAGGAGUUGAGGAAUGACCAGAAAUGCUCUUACGCGUUUGAAACCACCACUGGUGAAGAGGAGCAAGCAACCAUUCGUCCCGCGGGUGAUAAGGCAUCAAAACGCCAUGGUAAGAAGACGAUGGCAGAUGGUAAGGCGCUGAAUGAGUUUGAGAGUAUGUGGAGGAUCAGGAAGGAGGAUUUGGCUGCCAAAGAGAGGCUGACAAAGAUGAGGCUACUUGACUCAUUAAUCGGCAAAGAAUAUCUAGCCGAGUAUAAAGUAGCUUUCAAGAAGAAGCUCAUUGAUGAGCUUCUGUCAAAUUAG